Gymnogyps californianus (California condor) is the source of this 7075-nucleotide messenger RNA. RefSeq names its product centrosomal protein 162 (gene CEP162). The record is from RefSeq and is a predicted model, not a curated record. NCBI's taxonomy places the organism in Eukaryota, Metazoa, Chordata, Aves, Accipitriformes, Cathartidae. The transcript has 29 exons. Gene Ontology annotation, biological process: cilium assembly. Gene Ontology annotation, cellular component: centrosome; centriole; axonemal microtubule. The coding region runs from base 80 to 4612 and encodes 1510 amino acids.
UUGUCACAACUCGCCUGUCAAAAUCAAUUUACUAGUUUUUAAACUCAGUUGUUUGAAAGGUAACAUCCAGUUGCAGAUCAUGGCUCAUCGAUUUUCAAAAGAAGAAUUAGAUGAGCAGUUUGAAGAGUUUCUGAAAGAGUCUCUUUCAGAUGAUUCACUUGGAAAUUCAAAGAAAAAAUCCAGCAUUCUUGAGACAUUGGGACAGCCCAGGAAAAAAGAAACGAAGAAAAAGGAUUCAGUGCCGUGGUGGAUAUCUGAGGAAGAUUCGGAUGAUGGUGAUUUUCAAACAAGAUUUGUUAAACUGAGAAAAGAGAAGAAACUGAUGGAAAGCCAUGCUGAAAUAGUGGAAAAUAGUGAACAAAAGAGUCCCCAUUCAGAUUCCCAGUCUGUAGUUCCCCGUAAACCUUCUUCCAGUGCAUCUCGCAGCAAGGCUUUGUCUAAAUUCAGAAUGCUGGAAAAAUUUCAUAAGGACAAGAAAGAUUUGUACUUAAACAGAGAAGAAGGAAGCCUCACUUCUGACAGUCCAGACAAUUCUGAGGGAAUGCUUGGAGCCAAUGGAAGCUUUGUCAAGAUACAGAACACUUCACAGCCUGUGGGGGAAACUGAUGAGAAUAUGCAUGUGGAAAAGAAAAGUGAUGGGGUUGCUGUCUCCUUAAGUAGAGACAGCCUGGAGACAAAUGAUUCAGUUUUAGCUUCUGGGCUUAAUCAAAGUAUCGUGGGAGUUGGAUUGGAUACCUUGGAAGAAGAAGAAGAAAAAGAGAUCUUCUUUGCCAAACUUGAACGAGAAGCUUCCUCUACUAUUGAUUAUUCAAGAUUAAAUAAAGAGCUGGAUUCCAAUGAUUCUGUAUUACUAGCACCAUUUGUACGAAAUGAAAAAACUGAAAAAGGAGAAGAGGAAUCCACACAUGAAGAGAAAUCUGGCAGCUACAGUGAAGAUUUUGAAGAAGAAACAGAUGCUAAUCCUGCCUUUAAAACUGAGGCAAGUCAGGUGAAUCAAAACAUCAUGUCAGGAGUUGAUUUAAGUCCUCAAGAACAGGAAGAAGCAAAUGCUGGUAUGCUGGCUAAAGUUGUAUUACUUGAUUCACAAGAUUCAACUACAGAACUUCAAAAGGCCCUUGAAACAUCAGACGUAGCUCUAGGUGAACAUUAUCUGCCUGAACAAGUCAGUGGAAUUGAAAUGAAUGAAGCAGGCACUUCCUGUGGACAAACCACCAGUGAUAUCGAAGCGUUACACCAAGCAUACCAUCAUAUUGAUCAGUCUUUGGGAGACACUGAUGAGCAGAAGCUGCACGAUUCUGCAAUGGCAGUCUCAGAAUGCUUAGUGCAAGGUGUUUCACAAAAUAAUGACAUCUAUUCAAAAAACGAGUCAACUAUUGAGUCAGAUUUACCUACCGUGGAAGAAUUGAUGAAACCAAUUAAAGGACAUUCAUGUAAUAUCAGAAGUUUUGAUGUGGAGCCUGAAAGUCCUGUGAAACUAGUAGGCAGCACAGCAAAUGACCUCAUCAGCCACUCGCCCUUUAAAGAGCACCAGAAUAAUAUGGUUUGGGAGACAAACUUAUUUGAAAAAUUUAACGGAGAAGAGAGCGUCUUUCUGCAGACAGCUGUGAAUGACGAUAACUUUCAGAGGGUGACUGAGAAAGAAAUUCAGACCAGUGACGUAAAGCCUGAUGUACUAAGAGAAAAAAUAGUACAAGACUCUCUGCUUUCACAAGGCAGCAAAACUAAACAAGCUCUUCAGUCUUGUUCCUUGAAGAAUGAAAGAUCAGAAUCAAUGACAACUAAACCAAUGUUAUACAAGAAUAUCAGAAGUCCAUCACCUUUACAUAAAAAGAAAUCUUCAUAUGGUCCUCAUGGGGUGGUUAGAAGUUCUGGGUAUGGGAAACCCACUUCACUCUCAAAACAGUCUUUUCCAGCUAAUGAAAAGAAAGCACCAAAAGAAACUUUCAAAAAGACCAGUGUGAAAGCCAAAAGUCCUGCAGAUAGAGCAAGAUCUAAAGACACCUUAUUUGCUACUAGGAUAAUACGAUCUGCAACAAAUGAACCAACUUUGAAGGGGAGUAUUAAUAGAGUUAUGUCUGGCCAAUCAGUUGUUAGUAAUCUUGGACACCAGGCUGUGGAUUAUUGCAGUCAACAUCAGCAUGAUUUAUCAUUUUCUCCUAUCAAAAGUUGUGAUAGAGAACUAUAUUUGCUAAAACGAGUGCAAGUUGCAGAGGAGGACCUGAACACAGCUCGUGAUUUGAUUCAACAGCUAACCAGCACGGUUUCACAAAAAGAGAAAGAAAUAGAGACAAAGAUAGUAGAAUUGAAAACACAGCAUGAAAAAGAGCUUUCUCGGUUGGGUCAGGAAAAUUAUGUUCUUCAGAGUAAGUUAAGAAGUAUGGAAGAGCUGACUAAAGAAAAGAGAUGGACCCAUCGUACAGCAACAAUUCCCGUUACUGAAGAAAAAUUGGCACAAAUACAAAAGGAAAUUGAAGAUCAAGAGGUCAUUAUUCAAGGUUAUCAACAGGAAAAUGAGCGGUUAUACAAACAAAUGAAAGAGCUACAAAUCCAAAACAAAAAAAAUGAGGAACGAAUGUUUAAGGAGAAUCAAUGUUUAAUGUCUGAAUUAAUAGCCCUAAGAGAAAAGAUAGAGAAGACUAAUAUCCAGUCACAAAUCAUGCAGGAUUCUGAACCAGCCAGAAAUCAGAGUUUCACAGAACUGAUUUCGGAGCUUCGAGCAGCACAGAAGGAAGAAACUAAAUUACAAGAAGAGAUAAGACGUCUUAAGCAAGAUAAGCAAGCUCUUGAAGUAGACUUGGGACAAGCAAAGAAGGAGAGGGAUUUAGCAAAAGUCCAGAUUGCAUCCACAUCAGGGGAGAAGUCUUAUGAAUUUAAAGUUAUGGAAGAAUCAUACAAACAGGAAAUUACUCAUUUAAAAAGAAGACUUCAGUGGUAUGCAGAAAAUCAAGAUCUUCUGGAUAAAGAUGCAGCCCGUCUUAAAGAUGCAAGAGAAGAAAUUGAGAAACUAAAACUAGAGGUUGAGAAGCUCAGAGCUGAAGCUGGAGAUCAGUGUGUGCAACAGAAGAAACGUUUGCGAGACAGAGCAGCAGAUGCUAAAAGAAUUCAGGAUCUUGAGCGACAAAUCAGAGAAAUGGAAGGAAUUCUAAAAAGAAGGUAUCCAAAUUCUUUGCCUGCUUUGAUUUAUGCUGCUACUGCUACUGAGAAAACUAAUGAUCUUUCAGCUAAAACAAACACAGUUGAUUUUUUGGAGAGAAGAAUAAAAAAGUUAGAAACAGAACUUGAAGGUAAAGAUGAUGAUGCUAAAAAAAGUCUCCGUGCCAUGGAACAACAAUUUCAAAAAAUAAAGAUACAGUAUGAGCAAAGACUUGUAGAGCUUGAGCAACUACUUGCCUACAAAUUUAUGAGUGAAUCGCCAAAACUAAAUGGUGAUAAAGCCAGUUCUACAGAACUUGAACAGGAGCUUCAGAAUCUAAAGAAGACCCAUCAGAUCACUGUUAAAAACCUCCAGACAGAAAUUGAAAACCUUAAAAGUCAAAAUUCCCAAUUAAAACUCGGAAGUAAAAAGGAUAAUAAAGACUUAGAGUCCACAGACUCUCAAAUGAAACAAGGUAACACAAAAGACAGACUGUUAAAACUAAAUGAAGAACUGGUCACCAAAAAUAGAGAAAUACAAGACCUUACAAAAACUGUAGAGAAACUUCAAAAAGAAAGGAUGGUGAUGUUGUCUGAUAAUAAUUUGAGAAAUAAAACUGAUAAUAAGAAAAACUCUACAGAGAUCGUGAAAAAGAAUACCUCAGCAACAGACAAAAGGAAUUCCAGCAACAGUGAACCCUUUCUAACCAUUUUCAACGAUGACAAAAUAUACCAACCACGUACUUUUUCUGAUUCUAAUCUCUCGGAAGUUCUGCAAGAAAAUGCACAGCUGAAAGAUGAGCUAGAAAGAUUGUCUCUAGAAAUGAACCAGCAGAGGGUGAAGUCUCAAGCAACACUGGCUUAUUCUGAAAAUAACAUACGAAGGAUGCAGGAAGACACAGCAGAAUACAUUGCAUCUCUGAAAGCUUCCCAUCAGAGGGAAGUGGAGAAGAUUCUUUGCCAGCAUGCAAAGGAGCAUUCUGCUUCUAAAGUAGCUGAACUAAACAGCAGAAUUUCAACACAAGAGAUAUUAAUAAAACAUCUCCAAGAACAAAUCAGUGAACAACAGAGACAUCAGGAAGCCCUUUUAGUUUCACAGAUGCGAGAGGAACUCCUACAGAAAGAGGUGACGAAAUUGUUGGAUGAACUGAGAGAGGCUAAGGAGAGCCAGAGUCCUGAAAUGAAACAUUUCCUGUGCCUGGAAAAGAAAAUCAAGCAUAUCGAGACGAGACAUGCAGAAAGAGAGCAAGAAAUUCGAAAGGCAACCCAGCUAACACAACAUGUUACUGAAGCAAGGCAAACCCAUGAGGUUGAGAAGUGGCGAAGACUGGCACAACGGAAGAAUCAAGAACUGGAGAAAUUUCGAGUGGAAUUGGAUUCAAUAUUAGAUGUUUUACGUGAACUGCAGAAACAAGGGGUUGUUAUUCCUGCCCCUAAUUCCAGUGGAUUCAGCAUGACAGACAGCUGUUGGAAGACAUGAUUGGGUAGGAUUUGAUUAGAGAAGCAGAAUUUUAAUAUUCAAAGUUAUGUAUAGAAAAUAUUACUGAAAAUCAUUAACGUACCACUCGUAAAUUGAAUUACAUUCUGAUCUUAUCUGGAAUCUUGCUUGUCCAAAGGUAGAUUUGCAUUGAGCAGCACCCCAGUCAUACUGUAUGUCUUAUUUUGUUAGUAAUAAAGUUACAUGCAAUUUUAAAAAAAUACUAGGAAUAUUGAGGUUAUUCCAGAAAUUCAAUUAGCAUUGAAAAAUUCCAUUUGAUACUUUUUCAGAUACUGUAGAACAUGCCUGAAUAUUUUUAACUUUUGUUUAUAACUUGUCUCAUAGUGGUUCCUCUAGUGAGUCCUUUGUGAACAAUGUGAGUAAUCUGCCGUUUGGCUUGUAUUUUUAGUGUACAGAGUUACUAUUUUCAUUUGGUAGGGCAUGAAAAUCCUCUUUUUCCAACAUUCUGCUUCCCUCCCUCCUAUUCAUAAAAUGUUCCUUCCCGUAUCUUUAAGACCCCUUUCAACUUUGUGAAUGACUGGAGGGCUGGAGCAGGGCAGGCAUGCUCUGGUGAUGCUCAAAUUCAAACUAUUCUUUGUUUGCUUUGCAGGUAUUUCCAGCUGUGCUGGUAAGAAUGAUGGCAGAGUGGUCUAGCUCAGUUGUUAGGGGGCAGAUAUGAAAAAAGCCUAUAAAAUACAGUGUGAGAGUAGUUACUGGUAUCCCUUUUAAAAGAGAAGGCUGUAUUGAGUAAGAUUUUUACAAUGGGCUGUUCUGGAUCUGACACAGUAGUAUCUUUAUAGAUGAUCUUGACAGAACAAAGAGGCCAGUCAAAUGUGAAGACGAUGUACUAAAGCUCAGACUGCAGGGAUAUGUUGGUGGGCAAAUUUAGAGUUAAAAUACUGAGCAAGUUGGAAAAGGGGCCAGAGAAAGACCCCAAACAACUAGAGUCUUCAGGAGUGACAAAGGAGACUAGUAUGCUUAAGCAGGAAUAAUCCACUACCCAAAUACCAAAUGUGGAUAUAACUUUCUGCUGAACUGCCAGGCAUGAUAGCAGGUAACAAGCUGAACGUUAGAGAGACCGUUGCCUUCUCCCUCUCCUCUUGGGCCCUGCUGGAGUUAUACACCUACGUGUAGAGCCUGUAAGAUACUAGGUAACAUAGGAGCAAUUCCUACUGCAUCACUAAUGUGUAAUUUAGUGUGCUAAGCUUUUGGUCCCUUGUUUCAAGAAAGAGAUGGACCAACUGGAGGGCAAAGAACAAAUCAGCAGGCUAGAAAAUGUAGCCUUAGGAACUGCUGAACCCAGAGGGGCUGCCCUGCUCCAGAGAGGAGACUGAGGAGGGAAGAUGAGGAUGGCUAUUACUACACUAGUCGUAUAUGAAAAACCUGCUGCUAAAAGCAUAGAAAAAGGAGCAGCAGUAAGUCAAAUUAAAGAAAACUCAAGAUAGCUAGCUAUUUGGUGGCUGGAAGGACAGGUUUUCAAACAAAUCAGUAAAUUAUUAGUUUCAAGUCUCAGCACUGCAAGUCCUUAAGUAAGUAUUCCAUAGCACAUAUAUUGAGGCUGUAGCUCAAUCAACUAUACUUACUUAGGGCAAAGAGAAGAUAAAAGCUAGAAUGUACUCUUCAGGUCCCUCUAGUAUUGGUUGAAGCUAGCAUUUAAGUCAAAUGCGAAAUAGUUCAGGUCUGUGUAUAUGUAUUCAUGUAUCGCGCUUCUUCAGGGACCAGCAGUAAACAUGCAUUUUGUCUUAUACAAGCACGUGACUGAGCAAGCAUAAAGAACAAAGUAGUAUAACAAAUUAUACUGUAUAGGCAUAAACAAUAAUUAAGUGCAAGGCUUUUUUUUUUGAGUGUACACAUACACAAACAUAAAGUGAGGGAGAGUGUAUACACCUAUAUAGAUAUAUAAAAAAAGGAUGGUCAGCUGGCAAUUAAUAUAGUAAUCUUGGUUGUUUCAUAUUCAGGUAUUUUCAGUAUGGAUGUUUUGUCCCCCAAUAAUGAAGUAUUAGUCUGUAUUCAUAAAAUGUGUAAAUACAAUAAUGCUUUGUAUAUAAAAUAUCAGCUACGUGUAAAUAUGCUGUAUUUUCUUGAUUUGGGACUGUUUUGCAAAUGAAAAGGAUAAAAUUGAAUAAUUUCAACUUACCAUUUAUUUCCUGUACAAUUUGCUGUAUGUGUAACACUGUAUUAAAGUGUGUGACCUGAAGUGAAAUUUUUUUUAAAUUCUAGCAACCGUUGUGUUCCUGAGAUGCCAGGCCCUGGAUGUGGGUAUGCUAGGGCACUGCCUAGGACAGGAAGGCCUAGGGGAGGCAUUUCUGGUUGCUGGAAACUCUCUCUCCAAAUAUAUAGUCCUUAGGUCAUCAGGAGGGGGUUGCCUUAGUGUUCAUGUAGUUCAUUCAAAUACCUUUUAAAAUUCUUAUAUUCAGUUCUGAGCAAGUGCUGGUAUCUUACAUAGUUUGAAUUAAAUUUCAAAUU